This is a messenger RNA of Anolis sagrei ordinatus, 3687 nucleotides long. It is a transcript of the gene MATR3, whose product is annotated as matrin 3. Gene Ontology annotation, cellular component: nucleus. NCBI's taxonomy places the organism in Eukaryota, Metazoa, Chordata, Lepidosauria, Squamata, Anolidae. Gene Ontology annotation, molecular function: zinc ion binding; RNA binding. The record is from RefSeq and is a predicted model, not a curated record.
CCUACAAAGCGCUGCUCGCGCGGUGAAGACGACGCAUGCGCGGGUGGAUUAGUGGUCUACGGCGAGCCGUGCGGGAGCGAAGCUUACGCAGCUUCGUCUGAGGAGGGAGUUUCCCCGUUUCUCUCCUCCUCUGGGGUGCUGUGUCCUGCGUAUGCUUGUGGCGUCGGAUAGCUGAAAAGGCCGGUUUCUUUUUUACUAAGGUUUACAUCGAUUUCAUAAUAAGCCUGGGCAGUUGCGGCUUGUACGGAAACCAGGCUUUGCAGUGAAACCAUCUGCUGGUCAGUCCAUCUCUGCCAGGAGACCUGUCUGGUGUUUCUCAGCUUGAAGAAGAAGAUCAAGAGUCAUUAUUGAUCCCUUUUCUUGGCGUUACCAUUUUGAAGUGAAGUUUGCCUAGUUUUCUAGAGUGAGCUUUCUUUUCAGACAUCUCUAAAGUUUGAUCCAUAAUAGACUAUCUAUAGUUCAGCAAUGUCCAAGUCAUUCCACCAAGCAUCUCUAAGUAGGGAUUCCCAGGGUCAUGGACGUGAUCUUUCUGCAGGAAUAGGCCUUCUUGCUGCUGCUGCUACCCAGUCUUUAAGUGUGCCAGCAUCUCUUGGAAGGAUGAACCAGGGUACGGCGCGUCUUGCUAGCUUAAUGAAUCUUGGAAUGAGUUCUUCAUUGAAUCAACAAGGAGCUCAUAGUGCGCUGUCUUCUGCUGGUGCAUCUUCUCAUGCCUUACAGUCUAUAUUUAACAUUGGAAAUAGAGCUCCACUCUCUCUGUCUUCUCAGCACCGUGGAGAUACAGAGCAGGCCACUAAUAUUUUGGCCAGCUUUGGGUUGUCUGCUAGAGACUUAGAUGAACUGAGUCGUUAUCCUGAGGACAAGAUCACUCCUGAAAACUUGCCUCAAAUACUUCUGCAACUUAAAAGGAGGAGAGCUGAAGAAGGCGCAUCACUGAGUUAUGGUAGAGAUGGCAGAUCAACUGCACGGGAGCCACCAUACAGAGUUCCUAGGGAUGAUUGGGAAGAGAAAAGGCAUUUUAGAAGAGAUAGCUUUGAUGAUCGUGCUUCUAGUCUCAGCCGGGUGGUUGACUAUGAUCAUGGAAGUUGUUCGCAAGAGUCUGUUUAUUAUGACAGAAUGGAUUAUGAAGAUGACAGAUUAAGAGAUGGAGAAAGGUGUAGGGAUGAAUCUUACUAUGGCGAAGGUUCGCAUAAGUUUCGUAAAUUUGACAGUGAGUAUGACAGAAUGAGCCGUGGCCCUGAGAGAUCUCUCUUUGAGAAAAAAAGAGGUGCUCCUCCUGAGAGCAAUGUUGAAGACUUCCAUGGAUUCUUACCGAAGGUUUAUCCCCAUCUGUGCUCUAUCUGUGAUUUGCCUGUUCAUUCCACUAAGGAGUGGAACCAGCAUAUCAAUGGAGCAACACACAGCCGGCGCUGUCAACUUCUCCUUGAAAUAUAUCCUGAAUGGAACCCGGAUAGUGAUUCUGGACUUGGGCUGGGUGAUCCAUUUAGGUUGCAGUCCACAAAUCCAGCUCCAGGAAUUUUGGGGCCUCCUCCUCCUCCAUUUCAUAUGGGAGGGCCACCACGUGGAUCAAGAGGGGCUGGAAAUGGAAGUAUGCAAGGACCAAGGCAUUUGCAAAAGGGCAGAGGGGAAACAAGCCGUGUUGUGCACAUCAUGGACUUUCAGAGAGGGAAAAACCUGAGAUUCCAGCUACUACAGCUUAUUGAACCAUUUGGAAUCAUUACAAAUCAUCUAAUCUUGAACAAAAUAAAUGAGGCAUUUAUUGAAAUGGCCUCCAGUGAUGAUGCACUAUCUGUAGUCGAGUAUUAUUCUACAACACCAGCCUUAGUGUUUGGCAAACCUGUGAGAGUCCACUUAUCACAGAAAUAUAAAAGAAUAAAGAAACCGGAAGCAAAACCUGGCCAAAAGUUUGAACCUCCUAAACAAGAACUUGGUCGUGUGAUUCAUCUCAGUAAUUUGCCACAUUCUGGUUAUUCGGACAGUUCUGUACUUAAGCUAGCUGAGCCCUAUGGAAAAAUAAAAAACUACAUAUUAAUGAGAAUGAAGAGUCAGGCUUUCAUUGAAAUGGAGACCCGAGAAGAUGCUGAAGCAAUGAUGGAGCAUUGUGCCAACAAAGCCCUCUGGUUCCAAGGGAGAUGUGUGAAAGUAGACUUGUCUGAAAAAUACAAGAAGUUGGUAUUAAGGAUUCCCAACAAAGGAGCAGAGGUGAUGAAGAAAAGUGAUAAACCAAGAAAGAGAGGUCUUUCUCCUGAUGGCAAAGACUACGGAAAUGAGAAAAAAAGUAAGUCUGACGACAAUGAGAAAAUGGAAACCAACAGUAAUGAAGAUAAAGAAGAGAAGGGAGAUGACGCAGAGGGGCAAGAUACAAAAGACAAUGAACAAGGAGACCAAGACGAACCAAAUUUGCUUGCUGAAUCUGAAGAUGAGCUGUUAGUAGAUGAUGAGGAAGCAGCAGCAUUACUAGAAAGUGGUAGUUCAGUUGCUGAAGGUACAGAUGUGGCUAAUUUGGGUGAUGUAACUACUGAAGAAAAGGAAGCAGCUGGUGAUGAAACUACUGAAAAAACUGAAGAAGGUACUGUGGCUAGCCCAGCAGGAAAAAAACUCAAAAAGCGGCAUGUAGGUAGUUUUCCAAAACGCAUGGAAGAUUUUGUCACUCUUGAUGAAGUUGGUGAUGAAGAAGAUGCAGAGCACCAGAAACUUAGAUCUGGCCUUCUUAAAUCUCUUGCAACCGAAAGUAAAAAUGAAGAAACAGAACAGCCAAAGGAGACACUGGAAAAUGGUGCCAAAACAACGAAGACAGAACAAACUGAAGCAAAUGAUGGCACAGAAACACAAGAAAGUGAGAAAAAGGAAAGCACCAAUGAGCAAGAUACUCCCAGUGAGAAAUGUGCAGAGGAUCAGAGAAUUGGACCAUAUCAACCAAACGUUCCUGUUGGUGUGAACUAUGUGGUGCCAAGAACUGGGUUUUACUGUAAAUUGUGUUCUUUAUUUUACACAAAUGAGGAGGCUGCAAAAAGGGUCCACUGCAGCAGCCUCACACACUACCAGAAAUUGAAGAAACACAUGGAGAAAAUGUCUGAAGACCAGAAAGCGAAAAAAAAAGAUGUGAAUGCUGAAAAGGAGGAUGCUUAAGAAUUUAAGGAAAACAUGUUUUAUUUUUAAUGUUUAUGUUUAUUUCAGUCCAGCAAAAUUGAGGAAAUACAUAGAUUUUAGUAGAAUAAAUAAAAACGUAUAAUUCUGUUAAUGUGUUUUAAUGUUAUGGCAAACUCUGCAUUCUGAAAUCUUUUAUUUGUGCAAAGGGGAGGAUGACAACAUAUUUUCUGUCCAGAUUUCUGCUUCUAAAGGACUGUUACAUAAUUUGGAAGAACAGAGAAUUUUAUCUGCAGUAAUCUUUUCAGUCUUUGAAAAAUAUCUUUAAAUGUUCGGGGGUGUUUUUCUUUUUUAGUUAAUUUGGUAUAUUUCUCCCUUCUGGAACAUUUUGCAUUCCAUUUUUGAGUCCAGAUACUAUUUUCACUGGACUUCCAUAAUUUCAUUUGUUUUAAGACUCAUGAAAAUUUAUGUGGCUUUAAAAAUGUGGAAACUUUCUUUUUAGUAUUGCUGUAUUACAUAGUGAAUAGAAAAAUUUAUACCCAGCUUUAACAAAUAAUCUAUUAUCUCGGUCCUCAUUUUUUGUCCUAUUCUUGCAGCAAGUAA